This is a messenger RNA of Dicentrarchus labrax (European seabass), 5772 nucleotides long. RefSeq names its product sterile alpha motif domain-containing protein 9-like. The transcript has 4 exons. Gene Ontology annotation, cellular component: cytoplasm. Bases 174 to 1499 code for a protein of 441 amino acids. NCBI's taxonomy places the organism in Eukaryota, Metazoa, Chordata, Actinopteri, Moronidae. Gene Ontology annotation, molecular function: protein binding. The record is from RefSeq and is a predicted model, not a curated record.
UAAGCAUCACAGAUGGGUGAACACAGACGAUACAGUUCAUAGUGCAUCAUUAAUCCCAGCGAAGCCUCUAGUAAAUAGAUGACUGAGUUAAAUUUCUUUUCAGAAUAACAUCACAUCUCUCAUGUUCCAGGAGAGAUGAACAGAAGGCGUACAUGACUUGAAGCUGAUCCAAAAUGAAACGCUCAACAAAUCCACCAUCUCCAACUGAAACAUGGACCAAGGAAGAUGUCCACAGGUGGCUGAUGACAGAGGUCAAAGUUCAGGAGACUUGUGCUAACAGAUUCUCUGAAGAGGAAGUGUCAGGAGACUCUUUAGUUGACUUUGAAAAGACAGACAUAUUGGACUUGGGAAUUAAACACGGCCCUGCUGUCAAAAUCAUAUCAUACUUAGAAAGUCUGAAAGAAGGAUCACCACGUGAAUCACAGUUCCCAGCAUAUGUAGAAAACUGGACCAAGGAGCAAGUGAGCCAGUGGUUACUGCAGCAUGUGAACAUAUAUAGCAAAUAUGCAGAAAGGCUUCAAGAGGAAGAUGUGUCUGGAGAUUGCCUUGUUUGCUUCAAGAAGCAGGAUCUUCUGGAUCUGGAUGUAAAAAGUGGUCCUGCAGUAAAGAUUCUGGCAGAACUUCGUAAGCUGAACAAGAAGCCAGAGCCAACACUGCAAUCCAUUGUUCACACCAACACGGACCAAAAAGAGGCUCCAAAAACCAUUCAACCUGAGCAGAGUCUGGCUCAGGCCAUAGCAACCAUACAACCAGAAUCAAACAACAAAACUGAAUCAAAAACAGACAGAUCAGUGGAAAAUGAGGCUCAGCAGCCAUUCAGGAAAGCUUCAGAGAAGCAGCCAAAGCCAGAGAAUCUGGGGGCCAGAAGAAAAGAAACUAGUCUGACCACAGUCCUACCAGAUACACCUAAGAUCACUGUGGAGAUCCAGGAAACCCUAGAAAACCUUUCAAAAGAUGACCUAAAAAAGUUUCAAUUUAAUUUAAAAGAAUAUACAACAUCCAAGUAUAAACCUAUUCCUCGGAGUAGAGUGGAGGGCAGGGACACUAUGGACACUGCUCAGUUAAUGACUGACCACUAUGGAAGCAAGGACGCUCUGCAAGUCACAACAGACAUUCUGAUGGAAAUACAGCAGAAUGAGCUUGCUGGUCAACUGAAAAAGAACAUGGGUCAACAGGAGCAGGAGCAGCGGAGUCUUUCGAAAGGAGUUUUGAAGAAAGAAGCUAACCAGGGUGACAAACUAAAGAAUUUGUUAACUUGUGGUGGGAAUUCACUGGAUAACUAUGACCGUUUUGUUGUUGUUAUGAACAAGAGCAGUCCAGAACAAGUGCAGUAUCUCCAGUUUUUGAAUAAGCUGAAACUGUUUUGUGUGUUAGACUUUGACCCCAACUCUAGUUCUCCAGGGGGAGUGUGUCAUUCCUACAGAGAGUCAAGGGUGGCCAAUCUACAUACCCCAUCACAGUAUCAAGGACAGACUGACUCAGUGAUAAAAAAACCUUAACCUCUACAAACAGACCAGCUGGGUCUUCUGCAAUGGCAGACAUGACCUUGACAGCGACUCGAACAAGGAGUUAGACUAUAGGAACUGGCUGAGGAAAUCUUGCAGAGAUGUAGAGCAGUUGGUUUCAUUCAUUUGCAACCCGAACGUUCUUCUCCAUGGAAGAAGUAUCAUCAUAUUCCUCCUACUUUCACCUGUGGACACUGAGAAAGACCCAGUCUUUGACACCUUCAAGUCUUUCAUAAAACACAUGGAAGAGGAAAGCAUCAUCACCAUUUGCGAAUCUCAGAGCACAUAUUUCAAAUGGAGGGAGAUGAUACAAGAAAAGUGUGAUUUUGACAUUGACCACCUAUCCAUAUAUGAACUAACCCUAAGUGAGAUCAAUGGUACUAUAACGGCACUGGGACCAUUCAGCCAGUCAUCUGGAAGGUUGCUUCCCUCUUCUGGAUCCAGCGCUGUUGUCCUGAAACAGAAGGAUGAAGAUUUAAUGACUGCCCUGGAUAUCUUGUGUCUUAAUCAGUGUGAAAAUAUUUACAACGAAAACAGUCCAGAGUUUCAUGACUUCAGAAUCAAAGUUGAGGAAGAAUUCUACAGAGGGGGAAAAGUCAAAUGGUGAAACUUCUACUUCUGUGACAAAGACAAAGAGAAGCCAUUUGUGAAGCGGGACAAGUAUGAAAAUGGGGAAGAAGAUGAUCAGAAGUCAUAUGAGAGAUUUCAGAAACAUGUGUGCUCUGCUCAAUCUGUUUCAUCAGCCAGGCUGUGGUGGUACGACCUUAGCAAUGCAUGUGAUGUGGGAUCUCCGUCAAGAGUUCAGAUGUGCUGUGCUGAAAGACAACACACUGCCAAAGAUGGAGGUUGCCAUUCAAGUCGGAAGGCUCAUGAAACUUGAAAGUGAGAAACCGUCUCCAGUUUUACUGUUAGUUGAUGAUUCAAAAGAAACUGAGAAUCCUCACGAUCUUGUGAACUGCAUACAUAAAGCUGCGGUAGAGGAUAACCCAAACCUAAAUGUGGAUGAUGCCUCAAACUGCAAAGUCAUCAUCCUUAACUGUGUUCGUUCCCAUAGCCCAAAGGAUCAAUACAGAAAGCUCAAUACAACACAAAGUCAAUACAUAGAAGCUUCAUUGACACGAGAAGAACAAGAGGAGUUCGAAAAGAAACUCAAAGAGCUCAAAGAAACUCAUGAAAAACCUGAAAACUUUUACAGUUUCAUGAUCAUGAAGAGUAAUUUUGAUGAAGAAUACAUCAAAAAAAUUGCUCGUAACACACUGGAGAACUUUGAUUUCAGCUCAAAGAAGGCCAAACUGUUUGCCUUUCUGGCCUUACUUAACACCCAUGUAGCAGAAUCUGAGAUCUCUCUCUCACUCUGUGAAGACUUUUUAGGAAUGAAAAUGAUUCACUGGCAAGAGGACAGUGUGUUGGACAGAAUGAAGCCAUAUUCAAACUUUCUCAUCAUAGACACAGUUGAAGAAUUAGGAGGAUACAAAGGAAUCAGAAUCCUUCAUCAAUCCAUAGCAUCUGCAUGUCUGGAAGAGUUGGAGGAAAGGUACAACUUGAAAGUAAGUGAUAUCACUAUGGAGAUUCUUCACUGUGAUCUGUUCUUCAGAGUUGGAGUUGUCAAGGACAGAUUCAUGCUCUCAAUUCAACGAAUGUUGAUUGAAAGGCAGCGCAGGAAAGAUGGAGAUGGGAGAGAACUCUUCUCUCCUCUCAUAGUUGAAAUCCACAACCAGCAAGGGAGACAAACUGUCCAAGAAAUCUUUGUGAAAGCAUCAUCCAGGUUUGUGACAAGUGCAUCUAUUCCUCAGGCACUGGCAAGAUACCUGUACAUCAAUGAGGGUGACUUCCCAGAGGCUCUAAAAUGGGCUGAACAAGCCAAGAACAUUAAAGAAAAUCCAUACACAUAUGACACAAUUGGGCAGAUUCACAAAAGCAAUUUAAAAUUUAACAACCCCAAAGAAAAGCAGGAGACAUCCCGCAAUCCAGAAGAUUUGAAGACAAACAUUAAAAUAGCAGAUAAUGCUAUCGCAGUAUUUAGAAAGGCUCAAGAGCUGGCAAAAACAGAGGAUGAGCUUGAGAAGGAAGCUGCUGAUGAUGAGUCGGAUGACUAUCCCAGAAAGUCAUACAAUGUUUACGGCUAUGUGAAUGUGCUGGAAAUUGUUUUCCUGGUCUUUGAGAUAUUGAGCAGAUUGCCGUUCUUUGAAGAAAGUGAUCCAAUGAAGAAGAAGUACUUGCAGAGUUUUCUGCAAAAAGCAAUCCCGAUCACAAGUGUGUAUAAGGAAGACAAUGAGAUCAACAACAGGUACGUGGAGAUCCUCAGAGAACAUGAACAUUUUCUUCUCAGUUUGAAAACUGAAGCGAAAGAAACCUUUGAAAUUCUUGACUGUUACUUCACAUAUAUAAAAGCAAACAAUUCUGAAUUUGAUUCAAAGAAUCGUUGGACUGUCUGUGGUCUUUUCAAAAAGUAUGUAAAUCUGUUUUGUACUGCACCAGAGGAAAUUAAAAAAGAAAGACAAAACAAUCCUAAUCUCAAUUUGAAAAUUGAUAUUGAAGAACAAAGAUUGUUUCUUGAGAAGAACCAAGCAGAUACAUUCACAGGGAUUCUUCAGCAUUUGGACAAACCUGCUGAAGACAUUGAGAAGAUCACUGAGUGCUAUGCAUUCUUGCAACAACAACAACAAUUUAUCAACAAAAAACAAAAGACAAAGGAAACAGUAAAUUACAUUUUGUCAAACAUAGUUUUUUAUCUUCUGAAACCAAAAUGUAAACAUGUGAAGAGUCACAGUGACCUUUCUGCUCUACUUUUGAAAACUCUGCAAGAUGUAGGACUUAGCUAUCCCUUCCCAGAUCCAUACUACCUGGCUCUGCUGUUAUUCUGGCCAAGUCCUACUCAGAAAAACACAGAAAUUGGGGAAUAUGUGAGAGCAAUCCGAAACUCCUCUCACAAGCGCCUGACUUCAUUGUUCAGAAACAGGAGCACUGUUGCCCACCUCUACUUGGGGAAAGCAGAAGGACUCAAGAGGCUUGUUUCCAAACAACAACUUGAUGAGAAUUUUAAAAAGAUGCAGCGCAACACCUUGGCACAACUUUGGCGGAAUGGAGACAUAUUUAAAGACAAAGCAAUUAUCAAUCGCCUCCAUCGAGUCAGUGGAACCGUUGAGCAAGGAGAGGUGUUUGCCAAUUAUGGAACAAUUAAAAUCCCUGUGCGUCCAGCUCUCAUUGCUGGUAUAAGAAGUGGUUUCAGCACAGAAAAGGUGUCUUUCUACCUUGGUUUUGCCAUUAAUGGACCACUUGCUUAUGAUAUCCAGUAUGAAAACUAGGAGAGUAAAUUAAACAAGUCCAAUACAAGCACUGACAUGUGAACUGUACAGAGUGAAAACUAGGUGUGGCAGCCACUGACUCACUGUGGAAUUUGAAACACCUCAUAAAAACACAAGUGAAUGAUGAAGCAAAUUAAGUCAAAUUGCAGGCAUCAAUCUAGCUGUAUGUGUAUUUUAAUAUAUUUGUAUUUUAAUAGAAUUUCAUCAUUUAGAAACAUUUGUUAUCUACUUUCUGAGAGGUUUUUGCUUUUGUCUCUACAGAGUGACAACAAGGUGUGGCGGCCAGUAACCAUACUAGCCAUAAAACCCCAUGAGCAAAUGAUAAAACAGAUUGCAAUAAUAAAUGGUAAAUCAUGUAGUACUAGCUGUAUGUGUAUGUUUUUAUAUAUUUUUUAAUGUCUUUAAUCUUUUAGAAACAUUUGUUAUCUACUUUCUGAGACGUUUUUGUUUUCUGUUGCAGAUGUGGCACAUUCACCAAGUGUGCAAGUGCAAAUAUAAUACAUAGUUAAGAGUGCAACACAGGCACAUGAGACAUGACAUAAUAACUAAGACAGACUUCAGGGUAAACUAUUGAUCCUGUAGCUCUAGCUGUGUAUGUUUUUAUUUUGUGUAAUUUCAUCUUUUACAAACAUUUGUUUUACACUUUUGUUGUUUUAUUUUUGUUGCCGUUUGUUCACCAGAUUGAGACUGACCAAACUGCCUCAUAGGUAUUUAGCCCUGGAGCUCAUAAAUACCAGUUUACAUUUUAUUAUUUUACUUUUUUGAACAAAUAAGAAUAAAGGUAAAAAGUGGGAUAAUGAUCUGCUGUUGUUGUGUGAGAAAUGUGAUUUAUUGUUGUUGACAUCAAAUUUUUAAUAACUACAAUCUUAUUUCAGUAAUUACUGAACUGAAGUUAAUGGUUUGUAAGCUCUGAGAAUAUGUGUAAUCAUGAAAUAUGUAAUAAAAAAAUGAAAUCUUGUGCA